Molecule: messenger RNA, 6573 nt
Organism: Porites lobata
Lineage: Eukaryota; Metazoa; Cnidaria; Anthozoa; Scleractinia; Poritidae
Source: the annotation of a GenBank genome assembly
AUGGCUUCGGUCCAUUACUCGAAAAGUUUAACUUGUUUUGUUGCAGUACUCCUCUUCAUUCAUAAGCAGGUACGGAAAAACCAUGCAAUGUGUAAAGCCUUUCCCUGCACUUUGAAUUUUAGGCUUUCGGGAAAGAUUCAGUGAGUCUGACCCUCUUUCUCUUUCGCAGACUGUAAGUGGAUCGGGAUCUUUUCAAAUCCACUUAAACUCGCUGAGAAACAUCAAACAUGAGAAAUCUAACGGUGAAUGCUGUGAUGGGAGGCGCACGAUACAUCAUGGACAAAGCGUGUGCAGUGACGAAUGCGACACAUUCUUCAGAGUUUGUCUAAACAAGCAGAACACGCAACACGAUUCGUCGACUGGUCCUUGUAUGUACGGCGAGUUUACAACCGUUGUUCUAAGAAGAAGUUCGAUCUCUUUCACGAACACCUCAUUGUCGAAUAAUGGAUUUCGCAAUCCGAUUUCUAUUCACCUCUCAAGCUUGUGGAAGGUAGGUCUAUGCAGUCUGUUCUUAGAAUUAAUUUUUGAACCGUUCAGACGGUGGUACGCAGCUCAAUUUUGGGGGAUGGCUCUUUUUCUUUGGUUAUUAGAAUUAUCUUGCUUAAUAUUGACUUGUGUGCGUGUGUGUGUGCGUGCGUGCGUGUUUGUGUUUUAAUGAAUAACAAAACUACAAAAGAAUAAAGUCAAUCUUGUUAAAGGGCCAUGAUUAGUUUUACUAUAAUGUGCCCUUCUCCAUUCUAAUUUUAUUCUUUUAUUAUCAUUAUUAUGUACACGUAGUUUAAGCAACUUUGUACCAAUUGAUAUUGUACAACUAAUGUAUGUAUGUGGUAAAAAUAAAAUACAAAAAAUACAGUUUCGAGAAUAGUUUAUUCUAAACCAUACGAAAAGAUUUAAUUAGAAGUUGAAUUUUUCGCUAUUUCUCUUUCACUUUUUACAUUCAGUUCAUUUGAUUUGCCGGAAGGUAAGCCUUAGAAAUUAAAAGGACGUUUGAUUGAUUCACGCUCGCGCAUUCUAGUCUUAUUUGAAACUUUAUAACGCAAGGACAUCUGUGAGCAGGGAAAAAGUCAGCACAGAAUUUGAUUGUCGGCAUUCAUGUAAUUGUCCAUCAAUCUGCUAGUGAUAAGCUAGUCGUUGUUCACUCGUCUUCCUUGUUUGGGGCUGAGUCUUAUUCCGGUCAAAGAGAGAGAAAGAGUGUCUGGCAAGGUUUCCAAUAUAAAUCAAAGAUUUGUGAACUCGUGUCUGGCAAACCUCCAAGUGUUUAUAUAUACACUGUUAAACGCACCUUAUAACCUCAUCUACGCUUAACGAGUGUCUUUUGGCCCAUAACUUUCAAAACAACUGCUCCACAGAAUGUCACUGCGUAACGCAAAAGAGUAUCGAAGUAUGACUGCACAAUAAAUGUCACAAAAUCUACCUGAGCCGUCCCUUCGGAAUUUUCUGUCUUUCACGUCAUCCUAACCAUUUCGUACUUGCGGGCGUAAACAAUAGAAACGUCAUCAUUGCCUAUCGAUUCCUCGCGGUCCCUGUUCGAGCAAAUGGAGAUUUUUUCUAGUAUACUGACUGUAUAUUUGAACUGUAAGUACUGUCCUUGAUAUACGCGCGAGUUACUAGGGUGCCUCCUCGGGAUUUCGCUUCUGGGCGAAAUCCCUGCGGGGGCAAACAUGUCGGCGUGUCCACAUCAACAAACCAAUGAGUGGUGCCGGAUCUCCCAGUUGUAGACCUGGAUCAGUACAAUUAUACCUGUAGACUAGGAGUAAUCAGAGCUUAGAAGAGUGCGUUCGAUAUGUUUGUAAGGCGUACAGGUAACAGUUGAGGAGGAAGGGUGGAUGGUUAUUGCGAUAGAUUAAGCCCGGUUUCCAUAUGAUCGCUACGAUCGCUGUGAUCGCUGAGAAAAAAAAAGUUCAGCGAUCAUAUGGAAACCACUCUCCAGUUAUCGCAGCGACAACGAUCGCUGAGAUUGUUGUCGCUGCGAUCGCUGGAGAGUGGUUUCAUAUGAUCGCUAUGAUCGCUGCGAUCGCUGAAGUUUUUUUUUCUCAGCGAUCGCAGCGAUCACAGCGAUGGUAUCGAUCAUAUGGAAACCGGGCUUUAAUGUGAUCAUGACAUAUUUUAAACGUAAGGAUUGCUUACAGCGAAACCUCUAUUUAAACAGUGUAUCAUUAUGAAAAAGCCUUGAAGGCUAGUGAUAUCGUAUGCUCCGUCUCAAUAAGCUGCAAUAAGUGCUGCCGUGAUUUGGUCGAGUGUGUUGAUUUCAGUGACUUAAGUGGAGCUACUGUGGGCUGUUUAUAAGUUUUUCCGAAUAAAUAACAUAGACCUAAAAUGUUCGUUUGUCCGGUGCCGAAAAUAUCACAAGUCAUCACGAAAUGGCGCCGCCGAGCUUCACAUCUCGGUAGAUUUACUUUGUGGCACAACGGCCGCCGAGCGACACAAGUCAGUAGAUUUACUUUGUGGCAUAACGGCCGCCGAAACUUUUGAAAGAUGAACGUUUUGAAAGAUUCAGCAAACACAGAUCGAUAGUAGACCUUCAGCAAAGUCUUAAAUAUGUACGUUUUACGAAGAUUCAGCACACUAUUAAAAGAUGAACGAGUUACGAAGACAGAAUAGCAGACCUCAGCAAACGUUUGAAAGAUGAACGCCGAGGACACAAGAAUCACCACGUGAGUUAGCGCGUCAAAGUGAGGCAAAACGAAAUCAAGCGCCUCAAAGCGAGGCAAAUGUGUGUCGACGACGACGACAAAUGCAAUCUCGAAAACACCUCCCUCAUUAAUUGCACAGGACACCCAAUAAUGCACAGAAAACCCAACACAAAUAAGAGGUUGCGUUCUCGUACCUCGAACGCAAAAAAUAUGAAACCGCAAACUGAUCCUUACGGCAUGGGAAAUGAAGAAGUAAACAAAAGAAUAAAACCAAAAAAUAUAUCUUUAAACAAACUGCCCAAUAUUUCGGUUUGAAAACAAAGCUUCUUCAGUGGCUAAAAAAAAAUUUCCGAAAUUCUCUUGAGUGACUCCUUCCCCCCCUCCCCCUUCCCCUCCCGAGAUAAGUUAACGAACGCUAUUAUAAUUGUUUAUUGCAGGCUGCGUACUCCUUAGUUUUGGAGGCAAGGGACGCAGACAAUUCGAGUAAGUUUUUGCCCAAAGGAUUCUAACUCGUUUGGAGCCUAGCUUGCAUUCAUAGGUCGUCUGAAUGUUUAUGUUUAUGAAAGCACUGGCUAAAUUGUUUUCUAUGCAUAACAACUUAAUUUUGUCUAUGUUGGAGACAAGGCAAGGAGCAUUAAUUGAACAUUAGAUCUUUAAUAACUUUCUCUAUAAUAUUUAGUGCAAAGGCAAUCAACAUUUAUUGAAUAUUAGGAGGCAAUUACUAGUAAGUUACGUUAUGAACAUGUUAUUGGCAUAAAAAUACGGUAUCCACUUUAUGCAGUUUCGUCAGGCAAAACAGUCCUUUCCGCCUCACAGCACUUUAACAACCUUUCAAACAAUCUUUUUUUUUUUGUUAUUUAUAUAUGUUGUUAUUUAUUAUUCACAUAUUAGGUAACGGUGAAUUAAUCGACCGAGUUAUACAGAGAGGGAGAUUACUUUCAAACAAGGAAUGGGAGUUGCACGCAUAUAAUAGUUCUGUUGUCACCAUCAGCUACAAGAUCAGAGUGAUCUGUGAUGCUGACUAUUAUGGAAAUCGUUGUAAGAAAUUCUGUCUGGCCCGAAACGACAACUCUGGGCAUUACACAUGCAAUAAGAAUGGAAAUAAAGUAUGCUUAUCUGGUUGGAGAGGAGAUCGCUGUGAUACAGGUAUUAAAUUUUCAGCUUUAUGGUUGUAUGUCAUCUUCUAUAAAUAUAUUUAUAGCAAGCACCCUACCGGCAGUGCCUGCCUUUGUCUUGUUGAGUGAGGAGGAGAAAAGGAUGUUUUUUGUGUGGUCGCCGCCCCGAAGCCUAUUUCCCUUUCGCACACGGUCUUUGCCAUGCGACCAUUGGUAACCAAGCCUUCAGUCAUGAUAGAUGUAAUUUAGUAUUUACCAAAUCAGUGAAUAGCAAUUUUCGCACGUUUUCAUUGGCUCCCGUAACUCGUAAUAUCCUUCACUGUUUUGCGACCGGAGCCAAGAUGGCGUCUAUUUUCGAGACAUUUCCGGCAGACGAAAUUUGUGCGAUAAAUGAAGCAGUCGUAGAAACAAAUGCCAAGAAAGCGACGGACUUUGGCUUGUCGGUGUUCACUGGUAGGUAGAAAAUUAUUUCCAUGCAGCAAAAUCGUAACAUAUAGAUUUAGCCAGAGCUAAAAGCGUAGAUACAGUUAAUAAAUGUAUAAUUUAAAUCAAACAAUAAACUUGUUUUCUCAGUCCACGAAUCAGUUAACUGGGGAGAUCCAUAUGACUUUUAAGGGUGGAUGCUUUUCUCGGAUGGAUGGUUUACCAAAUUUUCUUAGCUACUGCGGGGCUCCGCUCGCGCAUGUAAAGAGCUCCGCUAAAAUGCACUUGACAAAAUACCCCAAAUGUUUGUAAAUUGUAAACAAAGUUCCUACGAAGUGACGUUUUUAAUUUCACAGUGAAAAUCCGCGAGUAAGAACCGGCAUUUUCCCAAGUUAGGUUCCCAAGUCAGGUUCUUAUUAUAUUAUUAAUAUUAUUAUUAUUAUUAUUAUUAUUAUUAUUAUUAUUAUUAUUAUUUAAAGCAUGGUUUAGUAGCCAUGAGUAUUCAAUGCUAUUCAGCUUAUUCCUUGAUAUAUAAAAUGUGCAUACCACAUGUAUUUAGUGUUUAUGUAAAAAUGACCAUGAGUAAAAGAACUGAAGCACUGACCUCGUAAAUUUGAAGUGCUUUUGCCCAAGCGUACAGAAUUGUUUUAAUGUAUAUUUUAGAAAAUAAGAACCUGUUUUUAAUUUUAGGCUAAACAGCUUCUUGUUUAGAGGGGGCGUUAAUGGCAAAUUUUAGCCUACCAGGUUCUUACUCGCGGAUUUGUACUGUACGCAAUCUUGUUUCCUCUCAUGAAACUUUGUUUUCAAAACGUGUGAGCAUCCAACCGCAUAGCUGUUAGACCUAGGUUGGAGUAUUCCAGCAACAAGUAGCACAUUUUCAACAAAGAUCUUAUUCAAUUCAUGCAGGGUCUUUCUCGAAUACGCCAAAAUUGAGAAAGUAAAAGACAGGCUCCCUUGCAGGGUAUCUUACAAGUUGAACAUCCUUGAUUCUGCGAUCCGAUCCUUUUUUUCAUUGGUAUGGAGUUCCUUUUAAUAACUUGUGAUGAUCAUAACAAGUUGAACAAACUCCAGAAGAAAAAAGAGUCGAUCGUUUUGUGCUGCUGAAAAGCAAAGGAGGCCAGUUGCUAAACACAACCCAACCCGAUAUAAUAAUGACCGCAGCAGGAUUAGCUCAGGCGGUAGAGCGGUUGACAGCAGAGCGGGAGGUUGCGUGUUCAAUUCCUGAGGCCGCACCAAUACUCAGAAUCUCAAAAUAACUGAAGGUACCGGCUUACCUUGUCGCGUAAGACCUUUCGUGCGGCUCGGAUGAGCACGUGAAAUGGUGGUCCCGUCUUCAGUAGGAGACGUAACAACAGUGUCCACAAUUAGUACUUUAGUACUAAAUAUGUUGAUAGAAAUAGAUUGCAUUUUUGGCAAUUGAUAAUUUAGAUUACAUACUCUGAUUUACUGACCUUUCAAGGUACUAUUAAAUUUCCUUCCCGUAUAGGAGAUCCACCCACCUUUUCCGACCCAGAUACCUUAAAAAGAGCUUUCAAAGCAUGGCCAGCAAGUCACUCAGUGAAGUUAAGGUGUAAGGCAAUGGGAGCAGCACCUCUUAAAUACACCUGGCUAAAAGACGGGAAGAUUUUAAGAGGGAGAAGAUUGGACCCAUACCUGAACACUUCAAUUUGGUACUUGGAACUAAAAGACCUAAUACCUACAGACUCUGGGGAAUACACUUGUAUAGUGUCCAAUCCAUAUGGCAGUAUAAAUCAUACAUACUCGGUCAGGGUUCUGGGUGAGUGCAUGUGACAGUGAGGAGAGGAUGGUCUAAUCUUGAUCUAGUUUUCUCAUUUUUCUUGGAAUCAUUUCAUUUAGGCCGCACAGGGCUAACUCUCGUCAUCUUUUCAACAGCUAAACCACGAACAAGACCCAUUUUGCGGAAGGAUCUUCCAAGGAACAAAAGUGCACAGGUUGGGGAAAGUGUAACAAUGAAGUGCCUUGUGCUUGUAAGUGCGACACUUCCGGAUUUGAGAUGGCUGAAAUGGGACAAGUCUAUCACAUUCGUGUCAAAAAUAGGUGAUAACUCGAGAGAUGACGCAUUUCUGCUGAUAGAUCCCAAGUAUUACAGCACUAUCCAGCGAGGUGAAAGUUAUGAAUCCGAGUUGAAAAUCAGUAAAGUGACAGAAGAAGAUUUUGGACUUUACACCUGUUACGCGAGCAAUCAUAUCGGAGCAGAAUACAACAGCGCAUUCCUUAGCAGAUAUGCGAGACCCACAAGAGCGUUGCCAAGUGACAGAGGUAAGGCCAUCAAAGGGGCUAUGUCAGACUACUUGCUAUCUUUUUUAGAAGCAAAUCGUUUCUCGUAUCAAUUGAAUUUCAAAAACAAAUGGACCAGUUUUGUUAUUUACGACCAUAUUUAG